AUUUGACUUUUUGAUUCUUCUUUGCAGACACUGGAUUGUCCGUCGAGGGCGAUUGUGAAAAAAAAAAUUUCGUACCUCCUCGGUGGAAGCUGCGGGCCAUAAAGCGAGUCACAACUAGUAGUCACAACAUGGAACGAAGUCUGGCCUUCGUUUCCCGUCAUGGUCCCAUACUUCCUGUUCAUUUUGACUCGCCAUGACCGAUCCUCCUCCACCCGAGACAGUGCUAUUUCACGGUGAAAUCAGAAAUACCUUUGCCCUUAUCAAUCUACUUAAAGCACUUCCAUUGAAAAAUAUUGCCACUUGCAAUUUCCUCAAUGAAGGUUUUACGGUAUCCGUGGAAGAAUCGCACUGCGUGAAAGCGAUUGCUUACUUUAAACGCCACAUGUUCCUAAAGUACGAACGCAAAGCAGACGUCGACAUUCCUCCCUUUGGUGUCAAGAUUGCAACGCUUUUCGAUAUAUUAAAUCUGGUGACGCCGAGAAACAACGAUGAUACUGUACCCUGUGUCAUGGAAUACAAUGGACCCGGAUCCUAUCUCGAAUUAUCUGAGGAACUCAGUGCAACAGAAGCAUUAGCUUCUUCUCAUCGAGCUACCAUGAAAUCUUCGUGGUUAAGAGAUGCUUUGAGCGAUUCGGAUCGAUCGGGUGAAUUCAUUACAAUGAGCUUUUCUCCCCACGAUCCCUGUUUCUGUCUGGCCGGCGAAGGUACCAACGGUAGCUGGAAGAUGGAGUAUCCCGAAAACUCCGAAUCCUUUAUCAACUUUCGAUGUGAUAGCGAAAUCACCUUUAGUUAUCGAUAUACCCACAUCAUGUACUGCAGUAAAGCCAUGGACCUUUCCAACGACGUGUCGUUGGCCGUGUCGCAGAAUGGCAUCCUGUGUAUGCUGUUUAAACUAGAGUCGUCUUCCCAUCAAGAUACAUAUGUGGAGUUUACGGUGCUUCCAUCUGAAACGAUUACCUCAUUAGGCAAUGCUACUGAGAUUUAAUUAUUUUCUUCCUCCGAGUUUGUGCGGAAAACCUUAAAAUAGCCUAGUCACAUCAACAUCUCAUCUGAACCCGCAUAAUUAGAAAAAAGUGUCAAGUUU
Radiomyces spectabilis is the source of this 1084-nucleotide messenger RNA. RefSeq names its product repair protein Rad1/Rec1/Rad17-domain-containing protein. The record is from RefSeq and is a predicted model, not a curated record. NCBI's taxonomy places the organism in Eukaryota, Fungi, Mucoromycota, Mucoromycetes, Mucorales, Radiomycetaceae. The transcript has 9 exons. The coding region runs from base 194 to 985 and encodes 263 amino acids. Gene Ontology annotation, biological process: DNA repair; DNA damage checkpoint signaling. Gene Ontology annotation, cellular component: checkpoint clamp complex.